ACCGGCAAGCUGAGCCGCUGCGAGAGCGCCGACGGCAAGUCCGCCACGGGGACGUGGAAGAAGGAGCUGGGCAAGGGCAAGGACACGAUGGGUGACCUGCCGCGGGACCCGGCGCAGGUCAUCGACCAGCUGAGCCGCACCAUGCAGACGCUGAAGGACCGGCUGGAGAGCCUGGAGCACCAACUCCGAGCCAACGUGUCAUAUGCAGCACUGCCUAAUGACCUUCGAGAGAUGCUUCAACGGAGGCUUGGAGACCUGGAACGCCAACUCCUGAGCAAAGUGGCCGAGCUUGAGGAUGAAAAGUCUUUGCUUCAUAAUGAGACGUCAGCCCAUCGGCAGAAGACAGAGACAGCCUUGAAUGCAUUGCUAGAAAGAGUGGCUGAAUUAGAAAAAGGUAGCAGUGCAUUUAAGUCACCUGAUGAAUUCAAAGUCUCCCUUCCUCUUCGCACAAACUACUUAUAUGGGAAGAUCAAGAAGACUCUGCCAGAGCUGUAUGCUUUUACUGUAUGCUUGUGGUUGAGAUCAAGUGCUUCUCCUGGAAUUGGCACUCCAUUCUCAUAUGCUGUUCCUGGGCAGGCUAAUGAAAUUGUCCUUAUAGAAUGGGGGAAUAAUCCAAUUGAACUGCUAAUUAAUGAUAAG
Molecule: messenger RNA, 639 nt
Organism: Antrostomus carolinensis (chuck-will's-widow)
Lineage: Eukaryota; Metazoa; Chordata; Aves; Caprimulgiformes; Caprimulgidae
Product: neuronal pentraxin-2
Exons: 3
Source: RefSeq, a predicted model, not a curated record